UGUAACCUGGUCAACUGUGUGACCUGAAAAAAUGUCUGGAUUUCUAGAAGGCUUGAGAUGCUCAGAAUGCAUUGAUUGGGGGGAAAAACGCAAUACUAUUGCUUCCAUUGCUGCUGGUGUUCUAUUUUUUACAGGCUGGUGGAUUAUCAUAGAUGCAGCUGUCAUUUACCCCACUAUGGAUGAGUUCAACCAUUCAUACCAUGCCUGUGGCGUUAUAGCAACCAUCGCCUUCCUAAUGAUUAAUGCAGUAUCGAAUGGACAAGUCCGAGGAGAUAGUUACAGUGAAGGUUGCCUGGGUCAAACAGGUGCUCGCAUUUGGCUGUUCAUUGGUUUCAUGUUGGCCUUUGGCUCUCUGAUUGCAUCUAUGUGGAUUCUCUUUGGUGGUUAUGUUGCUAAAGAAAAAGCCGUAGUAUACCCUGGAAUUGCUGUAUUUUUCCAAAAUGCCUUCAUCUUUUUUGGAGGACUGGUUUUUAAGUUUGGCCGCACUGAAGACUUAUGGCAGUGAAACAUCUGAUUUAUUGCUCCUGUCCAGCAGCCCUGCAUGGGUUUGCUCGGUUGUGUUUGUUUUUUAUUUUUAAUACUAACUCCCAAUCUUUUGUAAUGGCAUUUUCUAAACUUAUUUCUGAGUGUAGUCUCAGCUUACAUUUGUGUGAUACUAAAAUCAUGAGAAAUCGCUAUUUAAACAAUAACAACAAAAAUCUAUUGUGGUAUGCAUUUGAUUAACUUAUCAAAUGUUAAGGAAAAGUAUUCCACGUGAGUAAGUUUUGUUAAGUUUCAUCAUGGUAUAAUUGUAAAAAUAAAAAUAAAUCAGAAAAGAAAUUGUGGAUA
Myotis davidii is the source of this 828-nucleotide messenger RNA. RefSeq names its product transmembrane protein 50A (gene TMEM50A). NCBI's taxonomy places the organism in Eukaryota, Metazoa, Chordata, Mammalia, Chiroptera, Vespertilionidae. The transcript has 7 exons. Gene Ontology annotation, biological process: late endosome to vacuole transport via multivesicular body sorting pathway; protein targeting to vacuole. The record is from RefSeq and is a predicted model, not a curated record. The coding region runs from base 32 to 505 and encodes 157 amino acids.